This is a messenger RNA of Symbiodinium sp. CCMP2456, 1230 nucleotides long. NCBI's taxonomy places the organism in Eukaryota, Dinophyceae, Suessiales, Symbiodiniaceae. The record is from the annotation of a GenBank genome assembly.
AUGGCUGUACAAGGUACAGUUGGAGAGUACCAUGUCAAUCCGGAGCUCUUGGGAGAAACUUUGGCUGCCUUGCAAAGUGAGUUGCUCUCGUUGUCGAUGCAACAGCAGAAGCAACUUCAAGAAGCCGUGGAGAGCCACCGCACCGAGUUGAUGGCGUCGGUCAGGCUGAAUGGCUCUAUGCCGGCAGACAAGGACUACCAGCACACCAGCCGCGACUCUUACGAGAUGAACGGCUCUGAGGGCGACGUCGAGGCUUUCCAGCACGAUGUUCAUCCCGCAAAGGACCCGGACGUGACGUUUAGCAAUCUCCAGCCGCAUCCUUGUCUCCAACUUGAUGAGCCGGAGAACGAUCCCUACCCACAGAUGGGGAUGACACCAACCACGCCGAUGACACCAACCACGCCAAUCGGUUCUCCCGCCGUAGCGGCAAAAGCUACAGACGAUUCUCCCAAGGAAAGACGAGGAAGCAACGAUUCGCCGCUAUCAAGGAACCUGGGAAGUCGAAGCACGUCGCGCAUCAGGAACACUGUCACCGGGCAGGACGAAACGUCAGCUGCCGCAAACUCCUUGAAGCUCGCUCAGGAGCGCCGGAACGGCUUCGAUACAGUUGUUGGCGUUGCUGUCCUGAUGAAUGCGCUGGUCAUGGUAAUCGACCUGGAAAGCCAGGGCAACAACGCAGGUGUGACGAUUGGCGUGGUCGAUCGAAGCAUCUGGGAGUCUUCGGCUCCGGUGAUUCUGGUUUUGGAGCACCUCUUCGUCGCCAUUUUCAUUUUGGAGCUGGUCUGGCGGAUCUAUUCCGAGAGAUUGCGUUACUUUCGAGAGCUCAUGAACGUUUUUGACAGCCUCCUCGUCUUGAUUUCCUGCAUUGACUUGUACAUCCUGACGCCUUUGAUCCAAACCUCCUUGAACAACACAGCAACUUUGCGUCUUCUGCGGACCAUCAAACUGGUGCGUGCCGUCCGAAUCGUACGAGCACUCCGGCUUUUUCGAGGACUACGACUUCUUGUCCAGGCUUGCAGCUCUUUCCUCCCUUCGCUCUGCUGGUCAAUGGCACUGCUUGGGAUUUUCAUGAUGAUGGGUGCUCUCUUUAUGGGCAACUUGCUACAGGAUUUCAUACUUGACGAGGAUCACGAUAUUGAAAUUCGAACGUGGAUGUGGCUCCAUUACGGAACGGCCUACAGGGCAAUCUACACCAUGCAGCUGGCUUGCUAUAGGCCAAGAUUAGCCUGA